Messenger RNA from Corticium candelabrum, 818 nucleotides. Its product is annotated as sugar transporter SWEET1-like. Lineage: Eukaryota; Metazoa; Porifera; Homoscleromorpha; Homosclerophorida; Plakinidae. Gene Ontology annotation, cellular component: membrane. The transcript has 6 exons. Bases 25 to 711 code for a protein of 228 amino acids. Gene Ontology annotation, biological process: carbohydrate transport. The record is from RefSeq and is a predicted model, not a curated record. Gene Ontology annotation, molecular function: sugar transmembrane transporter activity.
GUAGUAUAUAUCAAUUUAGAAGAAAUGGAUCGAACGUUAGUCCUUAGUUGUAUUGCAGCCGUUUCAACGGUGGCUAUGUAUGGGACUGGAUUCCAGACGUGUAAAGAAAUGAGGCGGAAACGCAACGUAAAGCACGUGUUCUUCGUGACCUUCCUUUCCUGUAAUCUCAGUUGCAUCUUGUGGCUUAAGUAUGGAGUUCUUCAAGAGGAUAUUACUCUCAUUGUGGUCAACAUUGUAGGAGUUGCAAUGCACUCAUUUUAUAUGCUGGUGUACUUUCUUAACACCACAGAGAAGUCAAGAGUCAUGUGUUGGUUGUGUUGCUGUGCUGCGGUCAUUUAUCCGUUGUUGAUCUACAUCAAGUACUUUGUUGAUGACUACGAGAAAGCUGUUGUAGGACUCGGAGUAGUUUGUAGUCUUACAUCCCUUCUUACGUGCAGCUCAAGACUAUUCAAUGUGAUUGACGGGGUAAAGAGGAAUGACAGCAGUACACAGUUAUCAUCAGGACACCUUACGCUAACUCAUCUUUUGGUUGCUGUCAUAUGGACAUUGUAUGGUCGAGCAGUGGGUGACAGCUACAUUCAGAUAACUAACUUGCUAUGUGCACUGCUGGGAUGCUGUCAGUUUUGGCUGUUCCUAAGAUAUCCUCGAACUUCAUGGAAGAUGUACGAUUUAUCUAGUAGCCAUUAUGCUAAUGCAGCCGCCAGAGUUUAAGUCACUUGACAGAUUAGUUGGUGAGAAAUAGCAAACUCCAGUGGAGUGUACGGCUUUGGAAAUUUUUUAUUGAUUGAAAAGACAAAUACAGAGGUACGGUACAUAAA